Messenger RNA from Acanthopagrus latus (yellowfin seabream), 1948 nucleotides. RefSeq names its product Jupiter microtubule associated homolog 2 (gene jpt2). Gene Ontology annotation, cellular component: nucleus. The transcript has 5 exons. Bases 138 to 785 code for a protein of 215 amino acids. Lineage: Eukaryota; Metazoa; Chordata; Actinopteri; Spariformes; Sparidae. The record is from RefSeq and is a predicted model, not a curated record.
UGUCACAGUUGGGUGGACUGAAAUUCUUCACUUCGGAGUUUGGUUGGGUACACGCAGAUAGGGGAACUUGCUGGUCGUCCAGUUGGCAAUUUGACGAAGUUGUCUUCGGAAACUUGAAGGCUCAAAAUAAAACCACUAUGACUUCGACGAACAUGUUUCAGGGGUUGGAGACUGGUUCAAAACCAAGCUCAAGGGUGUUGCAGCCUCCUGGAGGUGGCUCCAGUAAUCUGUUUGGUGGCUAUGAAGAGGAUUCUGCAGCAUCGAGAAGACCUCAUAAGAUGGCCUCUAAAGUUUUUGCUCCACCAGAGCAGCCUGAAACUGUACCCAAACGCUCCAAUCCACCAGGUGGAAGGACUAGCGGAAUAUUUGGGGACCCUGAGCCUCCAGCCCAAGCACAGAGAACCAUGCCUCCAGGUGGACUGACCAGCAACAUUUUUGGAUCUGCAGAAAGUGCACCUGGCCAAAGCCCAAGUCGAGGCCACCCAAAUAAGCCAAAGGACAAUCUAAGUGUGGGACCUGAGCCUGAACCACCAGCACCUGAGCCCAAGAUCAGCCAGCCUGAGGUGAAGGAGGAAGCUGCCCCCCCAGCUCCCAUUCCAGUCAAGGAAGAGCCCGCCGCAGUCUCGGCCCCUCCAGUGCCGGAGCCCACUCCCUCUUCACCUCCGGAUCAAAGAGAUGAGACCGCUGACCUGAAGAAACAUGAGCCUCAUCUGGGACCCCGACCUCGCUCUCACAAUAGGGUCCUCAACCCCCCUGGAGGAAAGUCCAGUGUGAUAUUCUACUGAUGAGCUGAACACACCACUCCUCCCUGUCUGUGUCCACUCACUCCUCGUCUGCUCCUCUGUCAAUCUUCUCUCAUUCCAACACCCCUCUACCCACGGUUACUUCACCUGUACAUCUAAAGCAGACCAGGAUGUUUUGUUGUCAUUCACAUCAAACUUCUGGUCACAUAUGUUGUCCUCAACUUCUUGCACUUUCAGCCCCUUUUCUUGCUUUUUGUCUAUUUCUUCAAUGAAACCUGCAAACAUACAAUCACAAGCCAAUCACUUUGAUUGUCCAAUCCAAAUAAUGCGAUUACUGUUUUCACUGUUUCUGUGUUACUGUAGUUUGGUUUAAGGCACAAUUAUUUUGGAAAAUGUUUUUGCAUCUCAAGAAUGGUUAAGACAUUCAAGUGAUUGUACAUUGUUCAGCUUAAAACAGUCCUAGAUUCAAAUUAUUUGGUGAUGUUACAGUCCUGGUGUAAGAAUUCAUGGCAGACAUUUGCUCAAAUUUCAGGAUGAUUGUUUUAAACAUUAAUGUUUAGGCGCUCAGUCUGGAGGGGUGAAUAAAUCUUCUCACCAAUGUAAUAUGUAAAAUGUUUCAGGGAGUUCCACUAGUGCCCGAUCCUUCAUGGAUGACUACAUGAGAGCUUUUGUUUGGCCAUUUUUCAAAAUAAUGCAUGUGUUAGACAGUAAGAAAUGACUGUAUGAUUAGAAGCCUUAUUCAUCUUUCUUGUCUUCUCAUGAAAUAUUCCUUCAUGGUUUCUUUCUCUAGAUGCCAAAAAUUGACUUUAAAAACAAAGAUGAAUACAGUUGUUUACUUCUAAAUGUAUCUGCUUCCUUAAAGAAAUUCCAUUUUGAUUUUAUGCGAUUGUAUUGUGCAGGUUCUUUUCUGCUUUGUUCUCAUUGCUUGCUUUAUGAACAUGCCUUUUUUUUUUUGCGUGGGUCAGGCCUUUGUUUAUGUUUUAAAUUAAAACGGCUGAAGACAAUUGAACUCUGGACAAGCGUGGGGCCUGCCUGAGUCCAGGUGGGCUCAUUGAUAAUCACUCUUUCACCCACUUAAUGAUGCACAUUAAUGUUAUUCUGGUGCCAGCCUGUCCCCCCGUGUGUUGAUGUGCCUGGCAGGCAAUGAGCACAGCAGAAGAAAGAAAUCCUGUGUACUGCAAUAAAACUGUUGUUUUGCAUUAAGA